Corylus avellana is the source of this 1467-nucleotide messenger RNA. RefSeq names its product UPF0481 protein At3g47200-like. NCBI's taxonomy places the organism in Eukaryota, Viridiplantae, Streptophyta, Magnoliopsida, Fagales, Betulaceae. The record is from RefSeq and is a predicted model, not a curated record.
UAUCAUUGGAAUUGCCAUUCAAGAAGGCUGAUCCUGAAUCCCUUUCAGAAUUCUUUGGAACUCCAUAGCCCCCAGGAAAGAAGUCCAAUUGCAGGUCAUGUUGGCUUCCUUUGCCCAGAGAUAAGAUUAAGCAUUUCUUUUUGUUGGGUAUGUUCCUUUGAGACAUAUCUCCACCAAAAUAUGGAAAAUAGGAAAGGAUCACAAACCAGAGACAAUGUUUGUAUUGAAAUCAGAGAGGAUGCUCUUGUAACUUCUAUGAGAGAAAAGAUGGAAACUGUAUCUACUUCAGUUUGUAUCUCCAGAGUCCCUGAUGAACUUCGCAAGGGAAAUGCAAAGACAUAUAUCCCUCACAUGGUUUCCAUCGGUCCUUUUCACCAAGGAAAUGCUGAGCUAAAAGCCAUGGAAGACCAUAAGUGGCGCUAUUUGUACGCAGUCCUCAACCGAAAUUCGAACUUUGAAGCAAGCUUGGAAGGCUGUGUGAAAGUGCUUAGGGAGAUGGAGCACAGAGCAAGGAGAUGUUAUUCAGAAACUAUCAAUCUCCCCACUGAUGCCUUUGUGCAAAUGAUGUUAGUUGAUGGCUGUUUCAUCAUAGAGCUAUUCUUCAAGUACGCCUUCAAGAAUCUGAGACGCAGAAGUGAUCCUAUAUUUAGCAAACCUGGAUUGCUCUUUGACAUGAAGUGCAACUUGAUUUUACUAGAGAAUCAGAUUCCCUAUUUUGUUCUCCAACGCUUAUUUCAAAUCAUAUCAAUUCCUAAACAAUGUAAUCUGUCUCUCAAUGAGCUCGUCUUUCGUUUCUUCAACAAUAUGAUACCAGGAGAUAAGCAGGCUCUUUGGGAGAAGUUUGACCAAGAAGGGAAUCAUUUACUUGACAUGAUCCGCCACUAUUUCUUCCCAACAGGCCCAAGAAAGCAGCCAAAUUCUGGAACCCAGCAAGGCUUGGAUUGUGCAACACACCUCAAAAAAGCAGGAGUUAGGUUCAAGAAGGUAAAACACAAAAGCUUAUUAGAUGUUAAGUUUGUUAAUGGAGUCCUUGAAAUCCCAUCUCUAGAGAUUCAUGGGUAUACAGAAACACUCUUUAAGAACCUCAUUGCACAUGAGCAGCGCCACUGUGAUAACACACAGCACAUUACAUCUUAUGCCUUUCUGAUGGGCAGCCUAAUAUCCUCUGAGAAAGAUGUGAAGUUGCUGGGCAGACGGCAGAUUCUCAUCAGUGAUGAGGGCAAGGAGAAAGAGGUUUCUGAACUAUUCAGGAAACUCUGCAGGGAUGAGAAAGUGAAGGACUUUUAUUAUGAUGAUCUUUUUGAACAAGUGAAUGAAUACAAGAGAACCAAAUGGCAUGCAAGUUUGCAGAAACUGAAGUGCAAUCGUCCUGCUAAGAUUAUGUUCAUUGUGGCUAUUGGGCUUCUUGUUCUCACCUUUGUAGGAAGCUUAUUUUCUGUACUCUCAUUCUAUCUCCACCAUAAGUAG